Messenger RNA from Euleptes europaea (tarantolino), 1328 nucleotides. It is a transcript of the gene GYG2, whose product is annotated as glycogenin 2. NCBI's taxonomy places the organism in Eukaryota, Metazoa, Chordata, Lepidosauria, Squamata, Sphaerodactylidae. The record is from RefSeq and is a predicted model, not a curated record. The transcript is spliced from 10 exons. Gene Ontology annotation, molecular function: glycosyltransferase activity. Bases 3 to 1298 code for a protein of 431 amino acids. Gene Ontology annotation, cellular component: cytoplasm.
AGAUGCCUGUGACAGACCAGGCCUUUGUGACCCUUGGUACCAACGAUGUUUACUGCCAUGGAGCGCUGGUUCUUGGACAGUCCUUGAGGAACCACAGGACAUCCAGGAUGCUGGCAGUACUAAUUACACCCCAAGUCUCCAAAGCAAUGAGGGCUGUCCUCAGCAACAUAUUUGAUGCUGUGGUUGAUGUGGAUGAAAUUGAUAGCAAAGAUGCGGUGCGUUUGGCUCUGCUGAAUAGGCCAGAAUUGGGUGUAACCUUUACCAAGUUUCAUUGCUGGACACUUACUCAAUUUAGCAAGUGCGUCUUCAUGGAUGCAGACACUUUGGUACUAUGCAAUAUUGAUGAGCUGUUUGAUCGGGAUGAACUCUCUGCCGCUCCUGAUUCUGGCUGGCCAGACUGCUUUAACAGCGGUGUCUUUGUUUUCCGUCCUUCUUUAAAAACCUUCAACCUCCUCCUGCAGUUUGCAAAUGAGUGUGGUAGCUUUGAUGGAGGCGAUCAAGGACUAUUAAACAGUUUUUUCAGCGACUGGUCGACAGCUGAUAUUAGCAAACACUUGCCAUUUCUCUAUAACCUGAGCAGCAACGCUGUCUACACUUAUGCCCCUGCAUUCAGAUAUUUUGGCAGAGAUGCAAAGGUAGUCCAUUUCUUGGGGUCAGCAAAGCCCUGGAGCUACAAAUAUAAUCCUCAGACAAAAACCAUUAUAGAGGAUGGUUCGGCUUCAGUAUCUGAAAGUCAGCGUUCCUUUCUUGAACUUUGGUGGGAGACGUACAGUUCCAGUAUAUUACCCUUGUUGGAAAAAUUGCAGGAAUCCUAUGAGUCAGAGCUCCAGAAAGAAGAGCCUGACUUGAGUGAAAAUCAAAUUGGAUUUGAAGAAGAAGCUCUUGUCUCUAGCUAUCCUUUGCCUGUAGCAGUGAAUACAGAAUAUGUAACAGAAACUACCGUAGAGUCGUGUGGUGAAUUCUCUGCCAAUACUCAGCCGGUACAGAAAGCGGAGGGCAGUCUUGAUGUCACAGUUGCUGAGCCCAGUCAGUCAUCCACACUGCCCGUUGUCCAGCCAGUCCUUCAGCACACUGUAGAAAUAGUGGGUGCAACUCUCUAUUCUGGCACCUGUGAAAAAGAGAACACACAGGAAGAGGUUACCAGCUCUGUUUCAGAGCUUUCUAUUCAACCAGAACCAGAACCAGACCUACCAAGUGCAGAAGAUCAACGAAGAAAAUGGGAGGAAGGCCACAUUGACUACCUGGGGAAGGAUGCCUUUGAAAACAUUCAAAAAAAGUUGGAUUCCUUUUUAUUAUAGCUCUUGUUUUUGUGAGCUUACAGCUAAAUC